Anopheles nili is the source of this 3949-nucleotide messenger RNA. RefSeq names its product sister chromatid cohesion protein PDS5 homolog B (gene pds5). The record is from RefSeq and is a predicted model, not a curated record. The transcript is spliced from 7 exons. NCBI's taxonomy places the organism in Eukaryota, Metazoa, Arthropoda, Insecta, Diptera, Culicidae. Gene Ontology annotation, cellular component: nucleus; chromatin. Bases 1 to 3708 code for a protein of 1235 amino acids. Gene Ontology annotation, biological process: mitotic sister chromatid cohesion; DNA repair.
AUGGCUGACAUUACAUACCCAGCCGGAUGCCGUCCGAUUAACGAAGACCUCGGGCAGGAUGAGCUAAUCCGUCGACUCAAAACACUUACCCACACGCUGCAGGCGAUGGGCCAGGACGAGGACGGCAUGUACACGCAGUACAUUCCACUGGCUGUGCACCUAGCGGAUGACUUCUUUUUGCAGCAUCCUUCACGCGACGUGCAGCUUCUCAUUGCCUGUUGUAUUGCAGACGUGUUACGUGUGUAUGCACCGGAAGCACCUUACAAGGAUCAGGAUCAGAUCAAAGGCAUUUUUAUGUUUCUGAUCCGCCAACUAAAUGGAUUGCGCGAUCCAAAGGACCCAGCAUUCAAACGCUAUUUUUAUCUACUGGAAAACUUGGCCUACGUCAAGUCGUUCAAUAUGUGCUUCGAGCUCGAGGACUGCCAGGAGGUGUUCUGCACGUUGUUUAGCCUAAUGUUUAAAAUUGUCAAUGACGAGCACAGCUCUAAGGUUAAAUCCUUUAUGCUUGAUGUCCUUGCACCGCUUAUCACGGAGUCGGACUCAGUUUCAUACGAUCUGCUCGAUUUAGUAUACAUCAACAUCGUAGAACCGUUCCGAACACAGAAGCGCAACGCUUACGAGCUUGCCAAAGAGCUUAUCAUAAAAACGGCCCACUGGCUAGAGGCAUAUACGCAGGCAUUCUUUAAUCAGAUAUUGAUUUUGGAUAAGAACGAAAAGCAGUACCAGAUAAUGCCGAAGAUCUACGACGUGAUCUAUGAGCUGAACGUAAUCACACCGACCAUUCUGCUGUCCGUGUUGCCGCAGCUUGAGUGCAAGUUAAAAUCGACCCAGGAAGCUGAACGGUUGAAGGCCGUAUCAACGCUGGCACGGAUGUUUUCUGAGCCUGGUUCUACACUGGCUCGGCAGUACGGGCCGCUGUGGAAGCAGUUCCUAGGCCGGUUCUACGAUAUUGCGGUACCAAUCCGGAUCAAGUGCGUUCAGAGUACGAUGCACUUCUUGAUCAACCAUCCGAGCUUACGUAAAGAUGUUAUAGACACUCUGCGCAUUCGACAGCACGACUCGGACGAAACUGUUCGCUACGAGGUUGUGAUGGCCAUUGUGGAGACAGCAAAGCGUGAUCUUCAAAUCGUAUCUGAGUCGGAGGAUUUGCUGGAGUUUGUGAAGGAACGUACCCUAGAUAAAAAGUACAAGAUACGCAAGGAGGCGAUGAAUGGGUUGGCUAUGAUCUACAAGAAGUACCUUAGCGACACAAACGUGCCAGCGACGACUAAGAAGUCGGUCAAUUGGAUCAAAGACAAGAUCCUACACGGGUAUUACAUGACCGGAGUCGAGGAUCGUUUAUUGGUUGAACGACUGUUGAUCACCUGUCUCGUGCCGUAUCAGCUUCCAGCGUUGGAUCGAAUGAAGAAACUUUAUCAGUUGCUUGGAACGAUCGAUGACAACGCCACAAAGGCUUUCAUUGAGUUGCAGAAAAAUCAAUUGAAAGUACGACGCAGCGUAGCCGACUGGAUUAAGCUGCACCGACUGAAGGACUUAUCUGCGGCAGUUCAGAAAGAGAUGAAUGUCAAAUGCACGAACAUUGCUAAGCAACUGCCUGAUCCCAUAAAAGCACAAGAAUUUCUGGUUAAAUUUUCCGCGCAGAUGCGCAAAGAUCCAAAAUUGAUCGUCGAAAUGGAGACCAUAUUGAAGCGCGAUGUUUCGUGUAAGGAGUGUGCCGACACCAUGGCAAUAGUACUGAAGAAGCUUGGUCAACCAAUUAUGACCAAUACGUACUACAACACGGUUAAGAUGUUGCUCGAACGAAUCGCAUCGGUGAUGGUGGACAAGGAAUCAAUUGGCGUGCUGAUCGAGUUGAUACAGGAGUGUAUGAAUGGUGUCAAGGAGGUGAUUGAAGAAGUUAGUCUGCCUGCGGACUCGGCAGGCGAACGAGGCCUCAAGUUGUUAACCGUGCUGGCGUACGUAUUUUCGGCGCAUUUCCAACAUGAUGAAAUUUUGCGGCACAUGAUCGGUUUGCUCUCAUUCGGCGAAUCAUACGUCGCUCCGUACGUUUUAAAGGCGUUCACAUACCUUGGGCGUUACAAAGCACUGAUCGAGUCUCAUCCGGCCAUCCUGAAAGAGUUAGCGCCGCUGUGCAAAGAAUUUGCAAUUGUUGGCACACCGAAACAAGCUAAACAUGCGAUUCGGUGCAUGUUUGUUAAUACGCAGACGGGUAGCGCCGGUAGUGGCAAUGAUUUACAAGGAUCCGGAACUGAUCUCACUAGUAUCGAUAUAUUUCCGGAGAUUGUCGAGGGGUUGAAGCAAACACUUCACCCACAGAGCGAGCAUUACCGCACUGCGAUCGUUACACUCGGGCACAUUGCGUACAAUUUACCCGAAAAGUUCCACGUGCAGAUAAAGAACAUCAUCUCUCGCAAGAUUGUAAAGGAACUGUUAGUGAAGGAGACUGCCGACGGGCGUACGAACGUACCGUCGAAGGAAUGGUGCGAUGAGCAAGAGCUGCCAGAAGAAACUCGCUGUAAGGUUGAAGGACUCAAAACUAUGGCUCGCUGGUUGUUGGGACUCAAGAAAGACGUCGUGUCUGCACAAAAAACUUUCCGCAUGUUGAACGCAUUCAUAAGUAAGAAGGGAGAUUUGCUUGAGCAAGGUGGGGCUCUUUCCGCAGCUGAAAAGUCUUGGUUGCGUCUCAGCGCUGGUAAAGCUAUGCUGAAAAUCUGCGAACAGAAAGGCGUCGGGGAUCAGUUCAUUGCAGAACAGUUUUACAAUCUUUCACAGCUUAUGACUGAUCCAGUUCCGGAAGUGCGUGAUACGUUCGUUAAGAAGUUACACAAAGGUCUCAACAAGGGUAUUCCGCACAAGUGCCUUCCGCUUGACUUUAUGGGCUACUAUGCGCUCGGCGGAAGAGAAACCGAUCAAAGCUUGUUAAGUCAAAUCAAGUCCAAUAUCGAAACCGAUGUCAACAGGCGUCGAGAAUACGUUAAAACCUUUGCUACAGGUAAGAUUGUUGCUUAUACCAUGAGCCAAUUGCCGCACAUUCUACCAGAUUACAUGCUCGUGUUCGCCGUUACGGUUUUGACGCAUGAUCCACAAUUUACGCGACCGUCAGAUCCAGUUCAGCUGCGUCAGAUCGAACGGUGCCUCUGGCUCGUCUUGGAACCACUCGUGACAAACAAGGAGUUUUUCUGCUGUGGUUUUUACAAGAACUUGAUAGAACGCAUGAAACACCACAAGGAUGCUCUCAAACCGGACGACGAAGAAACCAAUCAUAAAUUAUGGGCUAUUUGUGAUAUUGCGAUGGGACUCAUACUCACUCGACUAAACUUUUACGAUAUGCGCGAGUUUCCGGUCGAGGCACGCAUUCCCUCGAUGUACUUCCAAUCGCAGCCGGAAGAUUUUAACAACAUACGCUAUUACAUUCCCGACGAUAUGUACACUUUAACAGAUAGAGCAGGUCGCACUGCUGUCGCUAGCAGCUCGAAGAGUGUAGCAACUGGAGCCAAAACCAAACCAUCCUCUUCAUCCUCUACAGUAGUAACAGUUGCGGUUGCUUCCAGCUCGUCGGCAUCAUCAUCGGAUCGGAACAAAAUUAAAACGAAAACAGUUCGUCCACCAACACCCGACGAUAGUGACCAUAAUGGUGAGGACGAGGAGGACGCAGGUCCACCUCCAUCGAAACGAGCACAUAAAGGAGUCGACAGCGACAGCACAUAAGAGCAAUGCAUAAGCAACUUCAGCCGAUGUUGGUGUGUUGUUGUUGAGGAAGAAGAUGGAGAAUUAAUGUUUAAGUUAUUUAUGUACAAUACUGGAUAGCGCGGUUUGACAAAGAUAUAAGACGGAGUAAUCGUUACUUCCGGCUCAAGCACUAAGUUGCCAAACUCAGGCUGGCAAGCAAGAAAAAAAAUGUAUGGAUAAAUCUGAAUAUCUUGAAAGUUUCUUUAAUAAAAAUGAUACA